Messenger RNA from Verticillium nonalfalfae, 1788 nucleotides. RefSeq lists its product as uncharacterized. Bases 1 to 1788 code for a protein of 595 amino acids. The record is from RefSeq and is a predicted model, not a curated record. Lineage: Eukaryota; Fungi; Ascomycota; Sordariomycetes; Glomerellales; Plectosphaerellaceae. The transcript has 2 exons.
AUGACGCCGCCACCCGCCGCGGCUGGCACCAUGGACGACAAGACUAGCUUGACCGCCAUCUCGAGUCGAAUCUCGACGACGCAGACUGACUCUUCUUCCGCUACUGCUGCUGCUGCUGACGCCGCCGCCGAUACUAAUACCAAGCCCUUGCCCGCCCCGACCCUCGACGCCGGCAAGCAGACGGCACCUGUUCGCCAGUGCCCUUGUCGCAACAGGGCCAAGAAUCCAGCUACGGCGCACGAGCCUCCCAGCACAACCACUACCACCACCACCAACACCUCCUCCGCCCCGCAUUCGGCCUCGACCGCGCCCCUCGCCGCCAUCGAUAUAAAGCCAACACCGCCGCCUGUCUCGACUGCCGCUGCGGCGCCCAUGAACGUCAAGACGUCGCCCACGUCCGCCAAAAUGAUCUUCUCCGACAUGUACAGGUCGCCGCGCUCGCCGCUCUCCAAGAUUCGACAUUCCGUCUUCGCCGCGCCUCUGCCGCUACCCCAUGCUGAUUACGACGUCGACCUUCUUAGCAAGGACAAGGCCAAGCAGAAGGAGGCCGUCAGACGUCACCUCGAGGAAAAGGUGCGCAACGAUUGGGACUUUGUUUGGCCGCCUGUGUCGGCUGCCGCCUCGGUGCCCGCGCCUGUGCCUCCUCAGUCAACCGAAAACGGCGACGACGUCGCAGCGGACCCCACUCCUCAGCCACCAGCUGAGACAUCCCCUUCUGAACCACAACUUGGGGACGACUCGGUGACAGCCGCCGCGGAGAGGAACCGCGAGUCCACAGAGGAGGCGCUCGACGACGGCCCUGACAGUGACGCCGAGUCUGUCUACAGCACCGUGUCGGAAGAUCCUGUCCACUACCGGCCACGACUCGACUGGGUAUCGGAUCUCUCCGACGACGAGGCUCCACCCAUGUCUCUCUCGCCCUUCCGCUUCGACACGCCCGAGGCGAUAGGCGCCGCCGUGAAAGCCUCGGUCGUCGACAAGCAGGCACAGCGGAGAAGAGCUGUUCGCGAAGAGAUGCAGUGGAACGAGGGUCUCGCCUGCUUUGAGGCCCGCCGCAAUGCCUGGACGGGCGCGAAAACAGUCCGCGUGCGCCAGAAGCCCAUCUCUCCAUCCACCUCUUUUGCGUCUCUGUCGCCCAAGCGGCUCUUCCAGCGCACAUCUGUGCCCCCUUCUCCGGCGCACCACAGCUCGCCUCCUCAGCAGCGCCGCAGCAACGACGCAUCUACCACAAACUCGGACGGCUAUGAUUCGAAAGAUGGCAGUCGCGACCUCAGCGCCCAGCGCUCCAAGGACUCAUCGCAUUCCACGACGUCGGCUCCGUCCACCGCAGCGUAUUCCGUCGAGACGCUGCUGCCUCUCGCACCACCCCUCCUCCCGCCGAAUAACCCCAUGCGUGCCUCCAUCACGCCGGCCGUGUACCUCUCGCUCUACGAAAAAGUCAUUCUCCACAAUCUCACGCCGUCCUGUCCCGUCAACCUCUCUGACAUGAUCCGUGCGUGCGUCACGGGCUGGAAGCGCGACGGCGAGUGGCCGCCCCGCCCGGCGCCCGCUGACCCCAUGAGCCUCGUGGCCGUGCGGAAGAAGAAGCGUGCCUCUGCGGGGGCAGGUGACGGGCUCGGCACCGCGAGACGCAUGAGUUUUGGGUUCCUCGGCCGAGGCGGAGGCGGGGAGAAGGCCGGCGCCGAAGAGAGCAAGGGCGUCGCCAAGGGGAUCAGGGGCAGCCUGCAGCGAGUUCUGGGCAUCGGUCAUCAUGCUGCGACUCCGAAUGGAAAGAGUGCCGUGGCUUGA